GCCCUUGAGGACUGCAGUUUGACACCCCUGAUCUACACACAAUACUCCUUACUUUGAGAGUUAAUUCUAUGUUGGACUGAGCCUUGUAUUGCUGGAAUAAUGGAAAAUGUAGAUGUGCUGACGACCAGGUAUAUGACGUUUGACAAAAUGUACAGCCAUGCUCUGCGGGAGCAGAGUUUUAGAGACUGGCCGUUUAGAGAGGAAUGCAACUGCACACCUGAAAAGAUGGCUAAAGCUGGUUUUGUGCACUGCCCCAGUGACAAUGAACCAGACGUUGCCUGCUGUUUCUUCUGUCUGAUCGAAAUCGAGGGCUGGGAACCAGAUGAUGAUCCAUGGUAAACUAAAAUACCUAACAUUUUGGUGCCGUGACCCGGAUCUCAACAUACCCGUUCGCUGACAGACGAAGAACGACACGCUGCAACCCGUGCACGGCCAGAGUCAACAGGACCUGGAGAGAAAGCCCCGGGAAGUAAAUUCUUCACCAGGCCAGCCUUAGGUCCGACUUUGUCUGCCAGCUUCGGAUUGACGAGAUUCGGCUGGACGAGACGAACCGACAGAAACUUUUGCCAUGGCCGAGAUGAUGUCCCUCCCUCGUCACUAGCUAAUGACGGCAAUCAAGAAGACAAAGAAGAGUUCCAACACCUUCAGGCACUGAAUAAUCUGCUUAUCUUAAUUUCCGACGCCUGUGAACUGCGAUUCAGCAAACUCCUGCAUGGUGUCCUGCUGGACAUUGGACUGAAACUAGAUUCCUGUUUGGAUGCAAUUGAACUCUUACAACCUCCGCUGAUCUACUCCCUGACAUCAGCGUGGAGAAGGAAAAAUAAUGUGCUUCAGAGACGAAGACAACAACUGAACUAUUUUGAUGCUGUUUCAUUUGUGAACUGUU
Messenger RNA from Gambusia affinis (western mosquitofish), 886 nucleotides. RefSeq names its product baculoviral IAP repeat-containing protein 5.1-like. NCBI's taxonomy places the organism in Eukaryota, Metazoa, Chordata, Actinopteri, Cyprinodontiformes, Poeciliidae. The coding region runs from base 100 to 339 and encodes 79 amino acids. The record is from RefSeq and is a predicted model, not a curated record. The transcript has 4 exons.